AUGUUUUUCAUGACCCUGUAUUAGCAGAAAGGGAUGAGAAUGAAAUACUCAGUAAAAAGUCGUCGUAAACCGCGUCAAUCAAAUAAGAGCAGAGACUUUAAAAACGAGGUAGUCAUUCGCGUCGCGAAAUGGGUAACGGCAUUUAUAAUCUAUGGGGCUGUCUUAUCGUGUGUUGUGACGAGCAAGAUUUGUUUGCUAGUUCUAGGGCAGCAGUUUAAAAGUAUCGAUGAAACUACAACGAAUUCCACAACCAAAUAUUCGUCAGAGACAAAUAAACAGGCUCUCUUUUUGAUGCUCGUUUUGGUUUUAAUGAUCCCAGAAGCUGUUUGUUUUAUAAUUACAUGUUGGACAAGUUUGUUGGAGAAAGAUCGACCGUGGCCUUCGAAGCAAGCAUCCAUAUUUACUUUGAUUGGUGGAUUUUUAGAAGCAUGCUGCUUGUGCUACAUUGCUGUGGUGAUGGUGACAGUUCUACCUGUGAGCCCUGAUUCAAUCGUGUUACUAAUGUGCAGUGUAUCUGGGUUAUCGUUACUAUGGCAGGAAGUCUACAAAUUUUUGUGGCAACGCGAAACCCCAAUCAGCAAGCAGGUUAUAGUGGCAUCUCUACUCUCCACCGUUCUUGUUUUUACUGGCACUAUCAUUCUGUCUUUCAAGGUGACUGACCGAACAGGACAGAUUUGUUCUCAAGCUGCUUUUUACCUGCUGUCCAUUGUCUGGUCGCCCAAGUUUAGAGAAGUCCAAAUUCAAGGGAACUAUGCCAAAGGUAAGUGUCCUGAGGCCAUCAAUUCAUGUAGCAUUGUCAACAAUCCAGAGCAAGGUAACGAUGAGAUUCCAGAAUCAUCAGUCAUCAGACUUGGGACCGUGGAGAGCAGAAACAGUCACCAAGAGCAAGAUCCUACUGUAGAAGGGGAAGGAAUUCCAGUUAUUUAUUCUCGCGAUGCAAGUGAUAGUCACUCACAAGAAGGUAAUGUAACAGGAAGGAUAGCGGAUUCUAUCGAUGAGAACCAUAGAUUUAACCCAAACCCAAGUUCUUGUGUGCCAGGAAGCACAGUUCAAGCGAAAGUGGCCAUCAUUUCUUCUUUCUGUAAACUUUUUUUCAUCCCCGUAAUGGCAGUUAUAUUUUCACAAAUAUUUGACAUUGUGCAGCUCAAAAACAUCUCUAACGGAUUUCGAGAUAUAACAACUUCAAAUCCAUCAUUUUUAUACUUUAUACUUCACAUUGUAACGAGCUUCUUCGGUUACAAUUUCGGUUGGCUCGCAUGUUCUCUCGGCAUGCACUGGAUCGGAUAUGCUCUACCGUUGAUGCUGGCAACACCGAUUUCUGUUAUCGCGCCACACCUCUGGAAAAUAUGUGAAAAAAAAGCACUUCCAUUACCGUGCGCACCAAAACCUUCAUAUUAUACAAUAAUGGCCGCAGUGUUUCUGUGGCUUGCACAGUGCAUGGUGACGACCUAUUACUUGUGGAAAAGUCCCGAGGAGAAAGCAAACCGCUUGCUUUGGAUUCCAUCUUACAAUGGUGUUUGCUUUGAACAGUACUUAUUAACUUACAGACGAAACCGCUCAUCUGAAAAGGAACACUCCACACAGCAAAAUCUGCAGACCUCUAGAGGAGAGGAUAGUCAAAUGCAUGUCUUCAUUUGCACUACAAUGUAUCUCGAAAAAGACAAAGAAAUGGAAGAACUUCUUCGGUCAAUCAUAGAUGUCAACAAGAACCUACAGAACUCAAGGCACCGUUACGAAUCACACGUGUUCUUUGAUGGUUGUGUUGAUAAAGACCGGCUGAACAGUCAUGUGUUGCGGUUAGUUUAUCUGGUGAAGGAAUUCUUAAAUUUGCCUCUCAACAGUUGUAUCAAGAUGAGGACCCCUUACGGAAUGCAGCUAAAGUGGACAGUCCGGGACAAAAUGGAGUUCACAAUUCAUUUAAAGGACAGUACAAAGGUGAAGAGGAAGAAGAGGUGGAGCCAAGUAAUGUAUAUGUCCUACAUCCUGGAUUAUAAAAUCCCUGAAGGGAAAGACGACCAGUGCUUCAUCCUUUCAACAGACGGUGAUGUUAAAUUUACCUACGAGUCCGUUGAGACCUUAAUUGAUCGAAUCUGCGAGGAUACCACAGUUGAUGCAGUUUGUGCCCGUACCCAUCCUCUAGGCCGUGGACCCAUCGUAUGGUAUCAGAUAUUUGACUAUGCUAUCGGCCAUUGGUUUCAAAAGGUGACUAAUCAUAUGCUUGGCACAGUCUUGUGUUGUCCUGGAUGCUUCAGCUUGUAUAGAUGUGAGGCUUUGAGGGAUGUUUUAAAAGAGUUUGCCACUCCCGCAAAAGGUCCCUUUGAAUAUCUUUCCAAAGACCUGGGGGAAGACCGUUGGUUGUGUACACUGAUGAUACAACGUGGCAAACGAUUGACAUAUUGUGCUACUGCAAAUAACAGCACUUACUGCCCGGAGAGCUUUGAAGAGUUUUACAAACAAAGGAGACGAUGGACGCUAUCUUCCCUCGCUAACUUAGUUUUGCUGAUCAGCAAAGGGAGAGAAAUACUGAGAAAUAACAAACAUGUCUCGUUUUUAUUUAUCCUUUACCAAACGUUCGUUGUCAUUUUCUCUGUGAUCGGAUCGUCCACAUUAAUUCUGGUCAUAGCGGGUGGAAUGACACUAUCAGGUGUUCCCAUAAAGGAAAUAUAUGCAGUCGCAUUCCUCUGUCUGGUUUUUGUUGCUUAUGUAUUAUUAUGUCUCUACAAGCCAAAAUGGCAGCUGAAAGUAUCCAAGAUGUUGACCUUUCUUUUCUCAGCAAUUAUGUGCAUCAUAGUAAUUGGCAUGGCUUCUCAAGUUUCAAAAGAUUUGCAGGCAAGAAAAGUUGAUCCAACUGUUGGAACGAUAGUGUAUACGAACACAACUUUAACAGCACCAAAACUUCUGCAACACAAUUUACUGGCUGCUGUGAGUUCCCUGUACUUAGCUGGAUUGAUAGGGGUCUUUGCCAUUGCUUCUUUCUUGCAUCCAGGAGAAAUCCUUUGCUCUGUCUGUGGAAUUUGGUAUAUCUUGUGCCUGCCAUCUGGCUUUCUGUUGUUGACGAUAUACUCCAUUUGCAAUUUAACCGACACUUCUUGGGGAACAAGAGAGGGAGAUUAUUCUGGGUGUCCAUGUUUGUGUCUGCAAAGAUCACAUCAAAUUAGACCAGAUCAGGAUGAAAAAGAGAGUAAGGGUCCCGGUCCGUCAGGUCUAAACAGGAAAGCAGAGUCACCAAAAGGAAUAACAACAAGUAAGGCUUGA
Messenger RNA from Pocillopora verrucosa, 3255 nucleotides. The record is from RefSeq and is a predicted model, not a curated record. NCBI's taxonomy places the organism in Eukaryota, Metazoa, Cnidaria, Anthozoa, Scleractinia, Pocilloporidae.